UUAAACUUGACUCGCCAUCGACAGCAAACACGCAUGAAAAUCAGCCAUCCCACGCCAGACCAGACUCGAUCAAGAAAAGACAACACAUCAGACACCAAAGACCACGGAAAAUGGCACCCGGAGACACAGUGUUGUUGACCGGUACCACCGGCCACCUUGGCUGGGCCAUUCUUCGUUUCCUACUCGGUGAAGGAUAUUAUGUCCGGUGCGCUGUCCGAAAAGCAGCGGACGAACACACAAUCCGAGCUCGACCCGCAUUACGCCGCCUGAAUCCCGCUUCGAAACUUGACUUCAUCGUCGUGCCAGAUAUCACGACACCUGGGGCAUUUGUAGCGGCCGCCGAAGAUGUCGCCUACAUCAUCCACACAGCGACUCCUCUACCAAAGUCUGCUCGCUCGAUCAACACAGAUGACGCCCGCGAGACAUUCAUCAAGCCCGCUGAAGCUGGAACACUCAACAUUCUUGACGCUGCAGAGCAGAGCGGGACGGUGAGACGUGUUGUCUUCACCAGCUCUAUCGCAGCAAUUGUUCCCAUAUCACAAAUGGAGGGCGAAGAGGCAAGAGAACAGCCAGUGCUUCCCGAGGACCGGAUACCCGUCGAUCCAGGACCAUACAAAUCCGAAUUUGCCGCCUACGCAGCCUCCAAAUGUCGAGCACUUCAAGUGGCGGAGGAGUACAUGGAGACAGAGCGGCCGUUCUUUGACGCCGUGUACAUACACCCGGGCUUCGUGCUUGGGGCCAACACGGCAGCGACUACGGAGAAGGAGGCGAUGAAGGGCACAAACUCCAUGUUGGCAGCUUUGCUCCUAGGCCACAACCAAGGGGUAUACGCGGGGGUGUCGGUGCAUGUCGAAGACGUGGCACGGGUCCAUGUGGAGGCUCUAAGUCCCAAGAUUCUUGGGGGCCAGAGCUUCAUCUUGGGCGAGCAGGUACGGUGGACCGACGCCAUCGACAUCGCUGAGAAAGAGUUCCCAGAGCUUUUCGCGAGCAAGUUGUUGACGACCAGCGGAUACUACCAGACUGUCAGUAUACCAAUCGACACCAGCCUAACGCGAGACACAUUUGGAAUGGACUUUAUCAGCUUUGCCGACCAGGUGAAGAGCAUGGUCCAGCAUUGGGCCAAAGUACGCCAGCCUCACGGAACGCCGUCUUCAACUGCUUCGAGUCCUCCAACCGAAUCUCUGGGCUGGGAGAGCGCAGAGAUGGCCGAAGACGAGACGCCCAUUGCAUACAGCCCAAUCCCAAGUAGCGAAGACGAACCGGCCAUCCCAGACGUCCAUCUUUCUCUGCCGACUGUCAUCGCGGGGUUGGAGGAGCACGAUUACGGCACGGCAGAGGUCAUACCACCCGCCACGGAAGAAGAGACAUGGGAGGAGAUCAUCCAGCGGCACAUGAUUCCAUCGGAGGUUUUUCCUUCUGGCGGCGAAAGCGGUGGCAGCAACUGGUCGACGGCGUCGUAUCAUACUGAAGGCGUCACGCCCAGCGCAUCGGGCGACGAGGAGGGACCGGCAAUUUAUUAUGAUUCAGAUGCCAGGCAGGACUCGGAGAUUCAUGGCGAUGAUGGAGUCAUUCACAUCGCGCAGGAUGUCAAGGAGCGCCCUGCUGUGCAUGAAAACGGCGCGGAUGGGACAAGUUGAAUGGAGAAGAUGUCAUGCCGUCGGCGGAAGAGUCGAUGACUCUGAAAGCCACUGUACUGGGCAUGGGGUUCUUUUG
Neurospora tetraspora is the source of this 1713-nucleotide messenger RNA. RefSeq lists its product as uncharacterized. The record is from RefSeq and is a predicted model, not a curated record. The transcript has a single exon. Gene Ontology annotation, molecular function: oxidoreductase activity, acting on the CH-OH group of donors, NAD or NADP as acceptor. The coding region runs from base 111 to 1637 and encodes 508 amino acids. Lineage: Eukaryota; Fungi; Ascomycota; Sordariomycetes; Sordariales; Sordariaceae.